This is a messenger RNA of Solenopsis invicta (red fire ant), 6070 nucleotides long. RefSeq lists its product as uncharacterized. The record is from RefSeq and is a predicted model, not a curated record. Gene Ontology annotation, cellular component: nucleus. The transcript is spliced from 11 exons. NCBI's taxonomy places the organism in Eukaryota, Metazoa, Arthropoda, Insecta, Hymenoptera, Formicidae. Gene Ontology annotation, molecular function: histone H3K36 demethylase activity; histone H3K9 demethylase activity. Gene Ontology annotation, biological process: chromatin remodeling. Bases 355 to 5529 code for a protein of 1724 amino acids.
CACUUGUCGCGCGGAAUCCCUCCGUCACGUUUUCGUUUCUGCUACGAAGCCUAGAAACGAUUUUCAUUUGUUGGAGUCCGUCGCCGCUGGCGUACGUGACAAAUGUCGAAAAUUCGAAUUUCGCACUCUUUUGACAGACGGCGCUGCGAUCGCCGCAACUCUGGAGCACGAGCUGGAACGCCACCUCGGCGAGUCUAUCAGAGUCUAUCGCAAGGGACGACGCGCUGCCGCUCAUAGCAUCGGACUGCAUCGGACGACGACGACGACGGUGCGUGUAUGUGUCAUCAAGAGCAGUGAUAUUCACGAUAGAAUUUCGCGGACGAUGGUACUGAUGCAGGGAGAGGUGAUCCCCGGAUGUGCCUGUCGUCUAUAACAAAUUCAACAAUGGCUAGUAAUUCAAGAGGGAUACCACGUAUACAGGUCUUUAGACCGACAUACGAUGAAUUCAAAAAUUUCACGAAAUAUGUGGAGUAUAUGGAGAGCCAGGGAGCUCAUAAGGCUGGUUUGGCAAAAGUGAUACCACCACCCGAAUGGAUCCCGAGGAAAAAAGGCUAUAAUCUAGAUGAGCUAGAUCUUGUUAUUCCAGCGCCGAUCUGCCAAGUUGUCACUGGAAAACAGGGGCUUUAUCAACAAAUUAAUAUCCAAAAAAAAUCAAUGUCCGUACAGGAGUAUAGUAAGUUAGCUAAUUGCGAUCGUUACGCUACUCCUCGUCAUUUUGAUUAUGAAGAUUUAGAGAGAAAAUACUGGAAAAAUAUAACGUACGUAGCGCCGAUAUAUGGCGCGGAUGUAUCUGGUUCCUUAACGGAUCCGGACGUGAAAGAAUGGAACAUCAAUCAUUUAGGAACAAUUCUGGAUUACGUUAAUAAGGAUUACGGUAUAUCCAUCGAUGGUGUCAAUACAGCUUAUCUGUAUUUUGGAAUGUGGAAAACUACAUUCGCCUGGCAUACGGAAGAUAUGGAUCUUUAUUCCAUAAAUUAUUUACAUUUUGGCGCGCCGAAAACGUGGUACGCUAUACCGCCGGAGCAUGGACGUAGAUUGGAAAGACUCGCCAGUGGUUUUUUUCCAAGCAGCUAUCAGAGUUGUCAGGCCUUCUUGCGUCAUAAAAUGUCUUUAAUAUCUCCCCAAGUAUUAAGACAAUACUCUAUUCCAUGUAACAAAAUAACGCAAGAAGCUGGAGAAAUAAUGAUUACAUUUCCAUAUGGUUAUCAUGCUGGUUUUAAUCAUGGAUUUAAUUGCGCCGAGUCCACUAAUUUUGCAGCACCUAGAUGGGUAGAAUAUGGAAAGAGAGCUACGCAAUGUACCUGCAGUAAAGAUAUGGUUAAAAUAUCUAUGGAUACCUUUGUGAAACGUUUUCAACCAGAUAGAUAUAAUUUGUGGUUACGUGGUGAGGAUGUUGGUCCCCAUCCUGAGGAUCCUAGACAGACUGCCGCACCAAUGCCGUCACAAAUGGAUCUGUUAUGUAGCAAUAGCAGUAAUGGUGAAUUACCACAUGGCUACUUGAAUGCAAUGCCAAAAAAUAAGCGACAUAUGAUUCAUAAGAAAAAGUCCAUUACAAGUACUAGUGUUAACAUGAAUGAAUUUGUGCAUACGGAUAUUCCUCCAGAAGUUAAAAAGGCCUUACAAGAUCUCGAAAAUGAAGAACAAGAAGAUCAACCACAAGUAGAAGUAGAUGAACAACAAUUUGAAUAUCUGGAAGAUAUUUGGUUGAAAGCAGGAGAAAUUGAUGUUGAGGAAGCAACUGUAUGUGAUGACGGUUAUAAUCGUAAGAAAAACAAGAAAAGAAAGAAAAAACAAACCGGAGAUAAAGAGAAAAAACCAAAAAUAGAAUCAAAACUUAAGCAAGAAGUUAGCAAAAUUAAUACGCAAGAUGCGAAUAUGAUUAAAAUUGAAAUAAAAGAAGAACCUACAUCCAAUGAUUUUGAAUAUGGAUCUCAGGAAAACAUGGAAGACAUUCCUGUGCCUCAAGGAAGUUAUAAUGAUCAAAUAAUUAUAGAAAAUUCUAUAGAUCCUCUAAAAGGAAUGGAAUCUCUGAAUGGUAAUUCUCCGAAUGGUAAUUCUUUGAAUGGUAAUUCUUCGAAUGAAAAUUCUCUGAAUGAUAAUUCUCCGAAUAGAAAUACUCCGAAUGGUAAUCCUUUGAAUGAUAAUCCUUCUAAUAAUUGUAAUCUUUCAAGAAUUAUUGAAAAAAAUUCUCAAAAAAGAAAGAGGCCUCCAACCCGAAAACCUAGCGAACAGAAAAAAGCGCAAUCAAAACGCGCAACUACAAGAAAACGCAAAUCCAGCAAUGUAUCAUCUACAAACGUUGCAGAUGCCACUGUGCAAUGUGAAACUUUAACCAAUUUUAGCAUUUAUAACGCAACAAAUAUGCCUAAUAAACAAGAAAAAUAUAAUUUAAUGCCUGUAAGCGUUUCGCUUAGUAAUACACUUAAUAAAAUAGCUACGAAUAACCCCGAUCAGUUAAAGAAUCUUUUAUCUAACGACGACAAAAAGGACAUGGCAAAAUUAAUGAUUACUGCUGCGGGAAGUAAAUCAGCUACUUGUUCAUCAACAAAUGACAAAAGUGAUGCUUUAAAAAUGAAAUUUACAAAUGCAAAUGUCGCAAAGAAUUAUUGUGCCAUUGGACAUCAGAACGGAAAAGCCGUUGCGGCCACUCAAACAAAUCAGUCUACAAGUACAAAUUACAAAAAUAUAGGCGCAAUGUCUACAGAAAAUACAUUAAUGAAUAAUCCCAAUCGCAAGAACUUGUUAAAAGCACCUCGUUUAAGACUGCCACUGCCCUGCACAAUUUCUAAACAAGAAAAUUAUAUUGAAAAUCAGCAAACCUCGACAAUGGAAUUGCCAAUAAUUAAUCUAAUUAAUCGAUCCCAGUUAGUUAACAUCCCAUUCGCACAAUCUUCCCAUCCACCAGUUUUACAAAAGGAAACUACAUUCGAGCAAUAUGCAGAAACCAAUAGUACAGUUCAAAAUACUCCACCAUUAUUAGAUAAUAUUCCAUUAGACUUCCAGGGACUUCCAGAUGAUACUGCUAUUACUCAGGUGCGUAACCGCGGAACCUCUGUAUUUCCCAAUACGUUUCAGCGCUCUAUACUUCCCAGUACUAGUCGGCAAAUAUUUAAUCGGCAUAAUGAUACAAAUUUCAAGAUUGGAAUGAGACAUACUCUGGGAAAUGCACCCUGCACGAGCAACAGUAUUGAAAGAAUAGCAAAAUCGUGCUGGCAAAACAUAUAUUCAAACGCUCCUAAACCAAUUCAACCAGCUCCAAUGAGAAAUUCACAUGCUUCAAUUUCUCCAUAUGCAAAUAUAUCAAUAGGACAAACUAAUAUAACGCAACAUAAUCCGUAUUCAGUGAACAAGGAAGCAUAUCCACCCGCUCAAAUUAUACCUGUACCAUCUGCAUUAUCUAUAUCAGCGAAUAAUUUCCAAACUACUGAAGUGCCGUUAAAGUUUUUAAUUAAACCUCUAAGCAAUUCAAAACAAACUACGUCAAGAGUUAUUAAGAAUCCAUCGCGCCAAAGGUCCCAAAAAGGCACACCACGUGUCAGGAAACCAUCGGCAAAAAAUAAUAAGUCGAAUAAUAAUAUGUGUUCUCAAGUGAAUACUUCCAUUGAAACUCAAGUUAGUGAUCCUGCUUGGAUAUCUAGAAAUCUAUCCGAUUCCAACUCUUUAUCGCAUAAUUCAAGUAAACAAAACGCAUCACAAAAAUUACAUCAUGAAUUAAAUGAGCAUUCGAAUAUAUCUCACUGUAAAACACAAGAUUUACAAAAGCAAACAAAUAAGGUUUGUUUACCUGCAUCUAAACAAGUAAAACGAACGAAAAACCAACCACCUAUUUUAAGGAAGACUAAAGAAAAAAAAGCUACAACAAGAAGAAAAUCGGCGGCUCUCACUUCUGCGAAUACUAAGUCUAUUAUUCCUAUGAACGCUUCUGCGAACAUUGCUUCUGUGGGUAUUCCUUCUGCAAUCAUUAUUCCUGCAGCUAUUACUAUUGCUCCUGUGACUACUAUUACGGCUGUUGACCCAACAGCUGUUGCUUCUGUGAUUGAAACUACAAAAGAUCAAGUGCAAUCUGCCGAUCAAGCGCAGUCUGCUGAUCAAGCGCAGUCUGCCGAUCAACCGCAGUCUGCCGAUCAACCGCAGUCUACCGAUCAAACGCAGUCUGCCGAUCAAAUGCAAUCUACCGAUCAACCGCAGUCUGUCGAUCAAGCGCAGUCUGCCGAUCAAGCGCAGUCUGCCGAUCAAGCGCAAUCUGCCGAUCAAGCGCAGUCUACUGAUCAAACGCAGUCUGCUGAUCAAGAGCAGUCUGCUGAUGUAUCACAACUCUGUGGUUCUCAGUCAAUAUCGAUAAUACCAGGGCAUAUUUCUGAGAUGAUUUAUCCGAGUGAACGAAACAAUGAGCUGCUAAAAGCGUUCAAUGAUUAUUGGAGCGCUCAAGAGUCCCAUUGUGCAAUAUGCACUACUUUUGCCUUAAGUACAAAUGGAAAUAGUAGGGUGAUGCCACCUGAUUGGAAGUAUUGCAAAUCAACUACGUUACCUGAGAAUACACCAAUAUGGGUGUCGGCCAAUAUUUUUGCAGCAAACUCUAAGGAACAGGCUGUGGAAGCAGAGAAUAACAAACUUUUACGAUGCAGAGAGUGUCACGUAACCGUUCAUGCAUCUUGUUAUGGUAUAACUAUAUUACCUACGGAUGUCCUGAAUUGGGCAUGUGACAUGUGUAAAGCUGGUAGAAAUGUGAUGUGUUGUUUGUGUCCGAUGUUUGGUGGUCCUUUGAAACGUACCAGCGACGGCAGGUGGGCGCAUAUCUUAUGCACGCUUAUGAUACCAGGAGCCACAUUCAAGGAUGCUAUAAAUAAAGAUCCUAUCAACGUAUUAGCGAUCGCGGAAAACUCGUACAAAAAGAAAUGUGGUUUCUGCGGACAACAGAAUGGAGCAUGCGUGAAGUGUAAUCAGUGCAACAAUCUGUUUCAUCCGUCUUGCGGUCUCGCUGCAGGCGCUACGUUUACCAUACCGCUGUAUAAUUCAUAUGAACUUCAGGUAACGUGUAACGAACAUAAUAAAGACAAAGAACAAAUCCCACGGAUAUGCCAGGGGGAAACAGUCUGGGCAAAGCAUCGCAACAAGCGAUAUUAUCAAGCUACAGUAGAGGCUAUCGAGGAUAAUCUCUUUUACGCGGUUACAUUUAAGGACGAUAAUAGCUUUAGCGAUGAUCUCUAUCCCUCAGAUAUAAUUGACUAUGAUCCUGGAAAUAUGCCUUCAAUUGGAGCCUUGGUGAAGGUGAAAUGGACAGAUGGUAAAAUGUAUGACGGUAUCUUUGGAGGUACAAAUCAUCGACUAAUGUUUACUGUGAUUUUUGAGGAUGGUUCCAAACUUGUUUUAAAACGUAAUGAUAUCUACAGUUUACAAGAAGAUAUGCCAAAAAGAGUACGUUCUCGUCUGUCUGUUGCGACUGAAAUGAAGCACCGAGCUCACCUAUAUGGCACAGAAGACGAAACAGAGGCACAAAGAAAAGUGAAACAAACGAAAAAUUAUGAUUGAAUUGUAACGAUUUGAUGUAAAUAAUUAUUAAGAGAAGAGAGUAUAGAAAAAUCCUGUUAAUAAGUCUUGUUGUAAAUAGUAGAUAUGAAAAUUGUUUUAUAAUCGUAAUUGUCUUCUCUCCAAAUCGAUUACUCAAUUUCAGAUCGAUCGAACAGUAUAAAAAUUUUUGUUUUAUGUCCAAUAAUUUGUGCUUUAGUUAUUAACUCAUAUUUUUCAACGAUAAAAAUAAUUAUAAACAAAUUUCUUAUGUGUUAAAUUAUUAGUUUACAGUGCUUAUGUAAUUGUCAUAAAUGUAUUCUGUAUCGUACAUAAUUGGACUAUUUUAAUGUUUAUUAGAUUAAUUCGCUUACACGCACACACACACACACACACAUACACGUGUACGUAUGUAUGCACAUUCAUAUUAUGUAUACUUGUGUACCUAAUAUCUUAACGGCAACAAUGGAAAGUAUUGUGGAUUGUUAUUAUGGACAAGAAUAUUUUAUGACGAUCUUUUCAUCUGAGACUGAUUGAAUCGUAUAUACAAAAAAAAUGAAAAAAA